This is a messenger RNA of Thamnophis sirtalis, 987 nucleotides long. NCBI's taxonomy places the organism in Eukaryota, Metazoa, Chordata, Lepidosauria, Squamata, Natricidae. The record is from RefSeq and is a predicted model, not a curated record.
CCCCACAUUUCCUGCGUUACAAUGGCGACGAACGCCCCGUUCCUUUUCCUUCUUGCCGUUCUUUUGCUAUGGCUCCUUUCUCGUUGGUGGCUGCAGCGCUACCACGGCCUGAGGAAGUGGAGGCGGCCGGACCACCGGACACUUUUCUCAGACGGACCGGAGGCGUCAGCGAUGGUGCGACGCGACGUCCAGGCCACCCGCGUCCUCUUCGUGACGGCUCACCCUGAUGACGAAGCGAUGUUCUUCGCCCCCACCAUCCUCGCCUUGAAGCCGGCCAGCCUAUGGCUACUCUGCGGCUCCACAGGGAAUUAUUAUCAGCAGGGAGAGAUUCGUAAAGCGGAACUGAUAGAAAGCUGCGAAGUUUUAGGGAUCCCUCCUUCCAAUGUAACCGUCCUGGAUCACAGGAAGCUUCCAGAUCAUCCGUCUGCCGAGUGGGACGUCCCUCUCCUCACAGAGCUAAUCCUCUCACACAUCGAAACCCACCACAUUGAUUUGGUUGUAACCUUCGACGCCAGAGGCGUGAGCGGGCACCCCAACCACCGAUCAGUUUAUGCCGCUGUCAGGUCCUUGCACUCACAGAGGAAGGUUCCAGAAGGUUGGUGUUUAUUAAUUGAUUAUUUUAUUAACAAAGCAAUGCGAUGUCACCACAGCCAGCUUCUCUGGUUUCGCCGUCUGUACGUGAGGUUCUCCCGCUACAUGGUGAUCAACUCUCUGCGUUUCCUCUAACGGGGAAAAGAGAGGUUGUGGAUGAACUGGAGACCCAGAGAGAAAAGGGGAGGAAGAUGUGACUCUCCAGGUCUCUUAACGAGUGGAAAAAUCUGAGCAGGACCUAAUCUAGAAGAAGGGCCUUCUCCAUGGUGGCUCCCUUCCUGUUUAACAUCAUCCUCACCGAGUGUACUGAUGAGGCUCCCCAAGAGCUUGAAGCAGAUUCCUGGUCCCGGCAAAAAACCCUUUUAUUAAUUGAGUGUGAAUUCUGCUCAUUCACAU